AUGGCCUUCCGCGAUCUUACACAAAACAGACCGGGCUACAGCCUGGAAGACCGCUUAGACCCUUUUGAAGACGGCUCUUACGAGUCGAGCACAGGAACUUCAACGGAAAAUCUUCUUCACAACGGCAUCGAUGACUCUCCUCCUAUGAUGGCCGGCCAAGAUGAAUUAAAUCCCACUCCGCCUCCCCACGGCUCUAACAUCAUGGCUCCUACAGAAUUUGACCGCUAUCCGCUAAUGGUAUCGCGCGAUGUUUCUUCAACGUCUUUAGCGUCCCAUUUCCGUAACUCUGCUUUGACUAAGCUGCUGUCAUCCAGCCUGAACAGAGUUGUUGACCCUUUCGCCGCAGGAAUGGAUGUAUCACCAUUUGGUGGCUACCCGGCAUCUCAGUUUCCCCUUCAUAUUGAUGAGAAGGAAGACGACGACCAUUUGCACAACCCUGACCCACUCGCGGACGCAGAGUACGAUAAAAAUCGCUUCUUGUACGAUAUUAAACACAUGGAUCGCCGUUCGUUGUACGGUUUGGCAGGAUUUGUUCUUCUUUUCUUGGCUGCUAUCCUGGUGUUUGUCAUUUUGCCUGUUUUAACGUAUUCGGGAAUCACAAAUCAUUACACACCUGAACAUUACGAGAUCUUGACCCACUACGACUAUCCUUUGAGCAGCGCGAUUAGAACAAGCUUAAUCGACCCUGAUACGCCAAAAGAUGCACUCAAACGGAAAGUGGAAAGCGGUGAUGAAUGGGUUUUGACCUUUUCUGACGAAUUCAACGCCGAGGGCCGUACGUUCUAUGAUGGAGAUGACCAGUUCUUCCAAGCUGUUGACAUUCACUAUGACGCGACUAAGGACUUAGAAUGGUACGACCCCGAUGCUGUCACGACAGAAAACGGUACCUUGGUUCUUCGCUUGGAUGCAUACAAGAAUCACAACUUGUUCUAUCGUUCGGGUAUGGUACAGUCGUGGAACAGGCUUUGUUUCACACAAGGCAUGAUUGUGACUACAGCUAAUUUGCCUAACUACGGAAAUGUUUCAGGCCUUUGGCCAGGUCUCUGGACCAUGGGUAAUAUUGGCAGGCCCGGUUAUUUGGCCACUACAGAUGGUGUCUGGCCCUACACAUACGACUCUUGCGAUGCUGGUAUCACCGCCAAUCAGUCAUCCCCUGAUGGUAUCUCGUAUUUGCCGGGUCAAAGACUUAACAAGUGUACAUGUGCUGGUGAAGACCACCCCAACACCGGUACAGGCCGUGGCGCCCCUGAAAUUGACAUUUUAGAGGGUGCAGUCGAUACUGUUGUUAAGGUUGGUACUGUAUCGCAGUCAUACCAAGUUGCCCCAAUGGAUAUUUGGUAUAUGCCCGACUACAACUUCAUUGAGAUUCACAAUAAGGAGGUGACCACAAUGAACACGUACUGUGGCGGUCCUUUCCAGCAGGCUGUCUCCGGAGUGUCAACCUUAAACAACACGUGGUAUGAAGCCGGUGCUGGCGCAGGAAACUUUCAAGAAUUUGGCUUUGAGUAUUUGAAUGACAAUGAUUCUGGAUACAUUACUUGGUUGGUGGGACGCCAGCCUACAUUCACAGUCCAUUCAUACGCAUUGGGACCCAACGGAAAUGUUGGCUUCCGUCGUAUUUCCAAGGAACCCAUGUCCAUUAUCAUGAAUUUGGGUGUUUCUAACAGUUGGGCUUACAUUGACUGGGCGUCCAUUAACUUCCCAUCGCACAUGAGAGUGGACAGUGUCAGAAUUUACCAACCUCCUGAUGAGAUCAACAUGACAUGCGAUCCCGAAGAUUAUCCAACGUACAAUUACAUUGAGGAUCAUCUCGACGCUUACAUGAACCCCAACAUGACGUCCUGGACAAAGGCUGGAUACAAGAUUCCUCGAAACAAGAUUGUUCACAAUUGUUAG
Messenger RNA from Clavispora lusitaniae ATCC 42720, 1896 nucleotides. RefSeq names its product SKN1/KRE6 family beta-glucan synthesis-associated protein. Lineage: Eukaryota; Fungi; Ascomycota; Pichiomycetes; Serinales; Metschnikowiaceae. The record is from RefSeq and is a predicted model, not a curated record. Gene Ontology annotation, cellular component: endoplasmic reticulum membrane; plasma membrane. Gene Ontology annotation, biological process: fungal-type cell wall organization; (1->6)-beta-D-glucan biosynthetic process. Gene Ontology annotation, molecular function: glucosidase activity.